This is a messenger RNA of Chanos chanos (milkfish), 2227 nucleotides long. Its product is annotated as thioredoxin reductase 1, cytoplasmic. Lineage: Eukaryota; Metazoa; Chordata; Actinopteri; Gonorynchiformes; Chanidae. Gene Ontology annotation, biological process: glutathione metabolic process; cell redox homeostasis; cellular response to oxidative stress. The record is from RefSeq and is a predicted model, not a curated record. Gene Ontology annotation, cellular component: mitochondrion; cytosol. The transcript is spliced from 14 exons. Gene Ontology annotation, molecular function: flavin adenine dinucleotide binding; glutathione-disulfide reductase (NADPH) activity; thioredoxin-disulfide reductase (NADPH) activity. The coding region runs from base 1 to 1548 and encodes 515 amino acids.
AUGCUUUGUUUUGGGGCUCUGACUGGGUUUGAAGCUCGGAAAAGAGACCUCACACACCAGCUCGCCAGCAGCAUGGAACAGACAGAAGCCUUGGGCUGUUAUGACUAUGACCUGCUGGUUAUUGGUGGAGGAUCAGCAGGUCUCGCAGUAGCCAAGGAGGCAGCGUCUUUGGGGAAGAUGGUGUUGGUACUAGAUUAUGGGUCUCCCUCCCCUGCAGGAAGAAAAUGGGGCUCUGUAGCCAGCAAACUGCUUCACCAGGCUGCUCUGCUUGGGAAUGCUCUUAGAGAUGCACCACACUAUGGCUGGAGACCACUGGAAAACGUCUCCCACAGCUGGAGUGAGGUGGUGUCAGCUGUGCAGCAGUUUAGGAGAGCUCAGAGCUUCGAGUGCAGACAAGAGCUUAGGAAAAGUAACAUCACCUUUAUACAGGCUCGUGCACGAUUCCUGGGCUCUCAUACUGUCGAGGCAACAAACUCGCAGGGAGAAAAGACAGUACACACAGCAGCUGUGAUUGUUAUUGCCACAGGAGACAGGCAACAGUAUCCAGGGAUCCCUGGUGACAGGGAAUAUUGCAUCACAUGUGAUGACCUUCUGGCAGUGCCAGACUCUGUGGGGUGUACUCUGGUGGUAGGGGGCUCGGCUGAGGGGCUGGAGUGUGCUGGUUUUCUCUCUGGCCUGGGACUGGAUGUCACAGUCAUGGUGCAGUCAGUGCUACUCGAAGGCUUUGACCGUAAGGUGACCAAGAAGAUCGAGAACCAUAUGUAUGUCCAUGGAGUCAACUUUCUCCAUCACUACAUCCCUAUACAGAUAGAGCAGGUUGAAGAGGGUAAGCUGAGAGUGAUGGCUGUCUCUACAGAAGGGACUGAGACGUAUGAAGGAGAAUUUAACACUGUACUGCUGUCAUUAGGCAGGGAGGCGUGUACUAAAGAUCUUGGUCUGGAGAAUGUUGGUGUGAACUAUAAUAAGAGGACAGGGAAGAUCUCAGUGAAUGGAAAUGAUCAGACCAAUGUUCCAAAUAUCUACGCGAUUGGUUCAUCCCAGGAGAAUCCGCUGACACACCCAACAACACGUACAAACUCAGGCCUCAGUGUACUGGCUGGACGCAUGCUGGCGCAGAGACUGUACGGCGAACGCAGCAUCAAGUGUGACUACUCUUUCUCUCCUGCUGUUGUGUUCACUCCAAUGGAAUACGCGUGUUGUGGUCUGUCAGAGGAGAGAGCCUGUGAGAGCUUUGGGGAGGAAAACAUAGAGGUGUAUCAUAGCCCUUUCUGGCCUCUUGAGUGGACAUUACCUGCCAGGAAUAAGAACUCUUGCUAUGCCAAAGUGAUCUGCCACAUACCAGACAAUAGACGUGUAGUUGGUCUCCAUGUCUUAGGGCCCAGUGCAGGUGAGAUCAUUCAGGGUUUUGCUGCGGCACUCAGGUGUGGACUGACCAAAGACCAGCUGGACACAACUGUCGCUGUUCAUUCUGUUUGUGCACAGGUGUUAACCAAUCUGACAGUGACUCAGCGUGAGUCUGAUGCCAUGCAGGUCAGAGGAAACUGCUGAGGUUAACUUCCUGCUGUCACUCACUGUUGUCAAGGACAGUACAGCCGCACACAUCCCUACCUUAAACACAGGUGGACUGUGAGAACUGACCUGUUAACAGUGAGAAUGGCAGGAGAGAUUCCACGGAAGAUCCAAAAAGAGAGUGACAAAUAGCAGGACAACUCUGACCAAUGAUGUCUCAGCUUGAAACCUAGAAAACAGGUGGGCAGGGACUGAUGCACUGCUUUUGUACAAUGAUGGAUCCUAUUGUCUGUAUUUUAAUAUUCAGUUUGAGAGUGAAGAAAGGUAUUAUCCCCAUGACUUUUACAUUCCUUACAAUACCCAAUGAAUUAGAUUUUAGUUGGUAUGCUUAUUAAUCGCUAACCCUAAAAAUGAUGAACAUUUAAUGUCAACCCUGCAAUACUGUUAAAUCAUUCAAUUUUCAUUAUAUUGUAUAUUUCAUUACUAUGUUUUGUAAUGGCAUUAAAUGUAUAACAUCUUACAUUCAACUUCUAUUAAUCCAGCAGCACUGAAAAGCGAGUGCAGUGUUUGUCCAAAGUUGUGUGUAUGCUUCUACGUGAGUCUUAUGACAGUAGCUUUAACAGGGAACAAAUGAUGGUUCAUCAUAAUCUUUAAAAGGUUGUCUUCAAUAAAUGUAAAUUGAUUGUUGCCAUUGUAUAGUAAUAAAUGCAGAAAAAUA